UCUUACCUGGUUGCGGUAUGGCACUAUUUGACUUGUCAGACAUAACUCUCUAUGAUGAUGACAAGACUAAUCUCGAUAUUAUGAAAAGUCUUAUUGAAGUGAAUGGGCAGGAGGAAGCGUUUUACUUGCUCGACGUUGGAGAUGUUGUGAGAAAGCACAAGAGAUGGCUCGAGAAAAUGCCAAGAGUUGUUCCACAUUUUGCUAUCAAAUGCAACCCAGAUCCUAGAGUGGUCCGCAUAAUUACUGCUCUCAAUGGAAGCUACGAUUGUGCAUCAAAGCAAGAAAUCCAAUUAGUGAUGGAGAAUGGUGUAUCACCUGAUCGCAUCAUAUUUGCAAAUCCGAUCAAAGGAAAUUCACACAUCAGAUAUGCGAAAAAAGUUGGCGUCGAGAGAAUGACUGUUGAUACGACGGGCGAGGUUUUGAAGCUAAAAAAUCUUUACCCUGAAGCGAAAAUUGUGAUUCGCGUGGCAAUCGACGGCUUCGAGUGUGGAAUGACGUUCAGUAGAAAAUUCGGUUGUGAACCGACGAUUGAGACUGUGAAACUCAUGAGUUUCAUCCAGGAAACUGGAAUGUGUCUUUAUGGAUUCAGCUUUCACCUGGGCAGCCCUUGUUGGGAUACCAACGCUUUUGGCCGAGGAAUCGAUACUUGCAAUGACUUGAUUAAACUAGCUGAAUCCAUGGGGUUCAAUAACUGCAAAUUCAUUGAUAUCGGUGGUGGAAUUUCUGGUAUCAGGGAUGAGUCUAUCGAACAGGUAGCUGCGUCCGUCAACGCAGCCUUGGAGAAUGUCGAUCCAUCUAUCAAGAUCAUCAGCGAGCCCGGGAGAUACUACGUAGAAUCCGCAUUCACUCUGGCAGCUUAUGUGCAGGGGAAGAAAUUAGUCGAGGAAGGGGGAACUGUCAAGCGAUUCUAUUACAUCAACGAUGGAACGUACGGGGCGUUCAUCGAAGAACUUUUGGAUAUCAGGCAGCAAUUGCCGACGUCAUUGUACGAGUUGCCCAGCGAUGAAAAACACCUCUCCGUCAUUUGGGGACAGACCUGCGACCCUUAUGACUGCAUCAUAAAAGGAUCGGAAAUGCCGGAAUUCGCGGCUGGGGAUUGGAUGGUUUGGCAUAAUAUGGGCGCCUACAGCCUCUCAAAUUCAACAGUAUUCAAUGGCUAUCCUCCCGCCGUGGUGUUUCCGAUUAUGAGGAAGACUGCUCUCCAACAACUGCUAACAGAGCUGCAGAAUAUUCAAAAGAUUCAACAAAACGGUAAUAGUGAGCAUUGCAACCACAGUGAAUGUUCCCGGUGACAUGGGAAACAGAAAUAUUCUAUCAGUAGUUGUGCAAUACAUUCCUUACUUUUGGUGUCACUAUGAUGUCCAGCUUCAUUUCAGCGAAAUAGUUAUAAUAAACAUAUUGGGUAAUUUGUGCAGAA
Diachasma alloeum is the source of this 1417-nucleotide messenger RNA. RefSeq names its product ornithine decarboxylase. Gene Ontology annotation, molecular function: ornithine decarboxylase activity. Gene Ontology annotation, cellular component: cytoplasm. Lineage: Eukaryota; Metazoa; Arthropoda; Insecta; Hymenoptera; Braconidae. The transcript is spliced from 7 exons. The record is from RefSeq and is a predicted model, not a curated record. The coding region runs from base 18 to 1292 and encodes 424 amino acids.